Messenger RNA from Fraxinus pennsylvanica, 1644 nucleotides. NCBI's taxonomy places the organism in Eukaryota, Viridiplantae, Streptophyta, Magnoliopsida, Lamiales, Oleaceae. The record is from the annotation of a GenBank genome assembly.
AUGGCAUCAGGUUCUAACUCGGAGUGUGCUACCAAUGUCAAGUUCAAACACUUUGAUGUUGUGCCAGAGGCAUCAGAUCAUUACUACCGCGAUUCUAAACUAUCAUAUUUCAGUAAUGCAGACAAUUCUGUGUAUCGGAAAAUCAUGAAAGAAUGGAGAAGUCUCGAAAAAGAUCUUCCUGAAUCCAUCUAUGUCCAAGUUUACGAGACUAGAAUUAAUCUGCUUCGUGCUGUGAUUAUUGGCGCUGAAGGGACGCCUUAUCACAAUGGUCUCUUCUUCUUUGACAUUUGCCUACCGUAUGAUUAUCCAAGACAACCUCCGAAAGUUUACUAUCAUGCACACGGCAUUCGUUUGAAUCCAAAUCUUUAUCCUAAUGGAAAAGUUUGUUUGAGCCUACUCAACACCUGGUCCGGGUCUAAAAAGGAGAUGUGGACACAGAAUUCGACUAUUCUUCAGGUUUUGGUCUCUAUUCAAGGGCUCAUACUUAACGAGAGACCCCUUUUCAACGAACCUUUCAGUGUAGAAUCCAAUAAUACCAAGAAUCCAGUUUGGAUCAAGCAAUUUGUGGCUUAUAAUGAGAAAGUGUUCAUUUUGUCUUGUAAGACAAUGAUCUACACAAUGCGUAAUCCGCCAAAGAAUUUUGAGAUUUUUGUCGUUGAAUACUUCUCCAAGAAUGCAAAUUCCAUACUGGCGUCCGUUAUCGCUCAACAAGAUCAACAUCUGCUGGUUGGUUUAUGUUCGAUCAAGGCUUCGUCCUCGUUUAAGUCGGAAUUGAAAAAGAUGCAUUCAAAACUCAAAAAGGUGUUUGAUAUAAUAUCAGAGCCAAACAUCAAGAACUCUGAGAAAUUUGAGAAGAUUAGAGCAUCGCUACCAGGUCGAAGCACAAUAUUAGCAUCAAUAAUUCGUUUAAUACAAUCAUCAUCAACAAGGUUUUGGAGCUUUUCCGUAUCCCAACCUGUAUCCGACAACAAAUCCUUUACUUGGAGUUUCUCGUUUGAUUUCUCAGGUAAGUGCAACAAUGAAGCCCUCAAGGAAGAAUUGGAAGAGAAACGAAGGGCACAGGUGGUGGCCAAGCUUCAUGCUAUAUUACGUCCUUUUCUCCUACGCAGAAUGAAAUCAGAUGUAGAACAAAUGCUUCCUCGUAAAAAGGAAAUUAUAAUAUAUGCUACAUUGACUGCUUAUCAGAAGAACUUCCAGGACCAUCUCAUUAAUCGGACACUGGAAAAUCACUUGCGAGAGACGGUGGAUACCGGGCGUGGCAUGAAAGGAAAGCUGAAUAAUUUGAUGAUUCAACUUAGGAAGAACUGCAAUCACCCUGACUUGUUGGAGUCUGCUUUUGAUGGUUCUUAUUUUUACCCACCUGUUGAACAGAUAGUGGGGCAGUGUGGCAAAUUUCAGUUGCUGGAUAGAUUGCUGGCCAAGCUGUUUGAGCGCAAGCACAAAGUUUUGAUCUUCUCUCAAUGGACAAAAAUUUUGGACAUAAUGGAGUACUAUUUUUCGGAAAAAGGGUUUGAAGUAUGUAGAAUUGAUGGCAAUGUGAAGUUGGCAGAAAGAAAAAGACAGGUGAUUGCAAUAUCUCUUUUUCAUAUGGAACAUCUGAGUAUAUUCUGUUGUUGCAACCUUCUAGGUUUUGUAUUACAGUAG